This is a messenger RNA of Ipomoea triloba (trilobed morning glory), 1313 nucleotides long. RefSeq lists its product as uncharacterized. The transcript is spliced from 5 exons. NCBI's taxonomy places the organism in Eukaryota, Viridiplantae, Streptophyta, Magnoliopsida, Solanales, Convolvulaceae. Gene Ontology annotation, biological process: phloem development. The record is from RefSeq and is a predicted model, not a curated record. The coding region runs from base 83 to 1021 and encodes 312 amino acids.
CAGAACCAUUUUAAUUUCCCCAGUCAGACAUUAUUCAAGAAAACCCAUCCAGCCUCUAUUUUCCAAGAAAAUUAAGGAUAUAAUGUCGGAGCCUGCCAUAGAUGCAAGACGAAAUUCAACCUCCUCAAAUAACGAAUAUGAACAAGUCUUCGAGAGAUACAAUUACGAGGAUUAUAAAGCUCAAUUCCAGUUCAUUCUCGAUGCUAUGAAGGACAUUACCAAACGCACCACAUUUAAUGACCCAAUCAUUAACCCUGCAGAAGCUGCAAAGGAAAAUCAGAAAGAGUCAUGGAAAAUGGGAGAUCCACCCCCUCCGAAGGGAUGGAUGCAAAUUUUUGGGAGGACAUUAAACAAAAUUAGUAGCGAGUUGACAUCCAAGACGAAGACAGAUGACGAAGAGGCGAAGCUUGCCAGAAUUCUGAAAGCUCUGUCAAACUACUCGUUGAAGGCGAAGGUGGUUAUGGUGUUAGCCGCCUUCUCGGUGAAGUACGGGAAGGUGUGUCUGAGCUCCGGCCUGUAUCCCGUGAAUCCGGUGGCCAGAGCCGUGGUGUCGCUGAGGCGGCAGCAGAGCGUGCUAGAUCGACCCCAGUAUUUGACGCAGUGGCACACCCAAGUCACCGGAAUCAUAAAGAAAAUGCUAGACGUAUCCGAUCGCAUACUGAAUGGCUCCCCGAUGGGCGGUGGAAUAAGUGGCAACGAAGCGGUGCAAAAGAUAAUCCAAUGCGCGAUUGUCUGCUCGUCCCAGAUGAUGGCAAUUCUGACACCAGAUGCUCAUAAUCGCAUCCCUGAUAAGUUACCAGAACCGUACAAAUGGAAUCUUUGCGCUUUGGAGAAUGAACUUAAAACCAUGCUCGGAGAAAACAAAGGUGAUAAAACUCAUAAAACUGGACCAGAUCAGGUUGAUUCUUCUACAAAACCUCAUGUCCAGAAGGAAACAGCUGCUGCGAAUAAAGAGAAAAAUCAGGGGAAAUCUAAAGGGCGUUCCAGCAGUAGGGUGAAACCUGCCAACCUUUGCUGUUAAUGGCGGCCUGGUGAGACACAAAUUAAACAACUGUAUUAUUAUUGCAUCAAGCUAAGCUGAUCGAAUUGAAGAAGACGACAAUUCAAGAAGCGCCGGCCUCGGAUUGCUUCCAUCUUGUAAUUUCAUAUGCAUUCACUUUUUCUUUGUGUGCACCUUUCUGUAUAUAUAUUUAUUUCCAGAAGAUUGGAGAAUUAAGCAUCCAUCCAUGAUCCGUCCGUCCCUGUACUGUGUAUUACAUUAUAGUGUGUUGUUUGAAAAUUAAUUAAUAUAAUUGCCCUGUCUAGUAAUAUCA